Messenger RNA from Lampris incognitus (smalleye Pacific opah), 842 nucleotides. It is a transcript of the gene twist3, whose product is annotated as twist3. The transcript has a single exon. Gene Ontology annotation, molecular function: protein dimerization activity; RNA polymerase II transcription regulatory region sequence-specific DNA binding; DNA-binding transcription factor activity, RNA polymerase II-specific. NCBI's taxonomy places the organism in Eukaryota, Metazoa, Chordata, Actinopteri, Lampriformes, Lampridae. The record is from RefSeq and is a predicted model, not a curated record. Bases 270 to 842 code for a protein of 190 amino acids. Gene Ontology annotation, biological process: developmental process; regulation of transcription by RNA polymerase II.
UCAGGUUGAGAUGGGACUGUAAGAGAAAGAAAUUUAACAAGGUAACCCAGAGACAGGGCAGUUGUGACAUUCAGUCUAAUGGAGCUUCAGCAGCCAUAAAACGUCUCUCCUUCUUUCUUUCUUGGAACGAAGGGAAGACAUUUCCAGCUAGCUCACCAGGCCUGUACAUUCCACAAGUGCCAAGAAGAGGAACCGAGGGAGAGAGAGACUAGAUUGACAGCGUCCCGCCUUGGAAGAGUAAGGUAGAAGGUCUUAAGAGGGACGCUGCAAUGCGAGAGGAGGUGUCCCACACCAACUCCCCCGAGGGGGGACUUGGGGCGAGUGAAGAGGAACUGGAGCGAGGGUCAAAGAAGGCCCUCCAACCAGUAACCCGAAAACGUUCCCCAUACCCGAAGAAGGACACCCUUGGUCGGGCAGAGGAGACAGACACCGGCAGCCCCAACAGCCUGCUCCCAUCUGGUCCAAAGAGGCUGAAGAAAAGCCCUUCGGCUGUGGUCUCAUUGGCUCCAACAUCACUAGGCCCUGGGCCGGAACAGCCCUAUGAGGACCUGCACACUCAGCGUGUCAUCGCCAAUGUGCGAGAGCGUCAGCGUACUCAGUCUCUGAAUGACGCCUUUGCCUCCCUACGUAAGAUCAUCCCCACGCUGCCGUCAGACAAGCUGAGCAAGAUCCAGAUCCUCAAGCUAGCAUCGCGGUAUAUCGACUUCCUCUACCAGGUGCUGCAGAGUGAUGAGAUGGAUGCCAAGCUGGCCAGCUGCAACUACCUGGCCCAUGAAAGACUGAGCUAUGCCUUCUCCGUGUGGAGAAUGGAGGGUGCCUGGGCCAUGUCCGCUAGCCACUAA